GCCCAGGCUGCUGCCCGAGCCUAUUUCGGAGGCGCACGGAGCCCAGCCGGACCGAGGCGGGGAGGCGGCCGCUCGGCAGGGCGAGGCGAGCGGAGCUCCGGGCCGGAGGCGGCGGUGAGUCCGAGGCGGCCGGGGAAGGCGAGGGGUCGGCGGCGGAAUCCCUGCGCGGCGCUCCGCUUCUCCUCUCCGCGCAUUGCGCCCCUCUCCAAAGACGCGCGGCCCGUCCGAAGAUUCCCUCCUUCCCCAGGGACAGGGGGGUUGUCUUCCCUCUUCCGAGUCUCGCUCCCCGUUGGCUCGAGACCCGCUGCUCCUUGCAGGGCACUCUGCACGCGCUCAGGGGCCCUCUGGAGCCGGGCGAAGAAAGGUGCGCGCCGAGGAGACGGCGCUGAGCCGGGCACCUCGCUCAGCCCUCCCCAGGCAGGACCAGCGGGACAGCCGCACCCCCGGGAGGCAUGCGGAUGUGAGGUGUUCACAAUGCCUUAUUUUUUGGGAGAAAUGUGCAAGGACGACCGGACAUACGAAGUGAUCUUGGCCGGAAUGCGCUUCCACCCAAACGGGGCGGCGAGAUCCUUUCCUAGGGAGCGAUAAAGAGGGCAGCCCUUCAAGGAGGAGUGAGCAAUUAGAGCUUGCGAAUGCCGGGCUGCCUGGCCUCCCGGGCGAAGUGCAGGCGGCAGACCUUGCAGGAGCGGCACCUGCGAUGCCUCCCAAGGAAACCAAGGCCCCUCCUGGCAUCAGACCCGAAGGCGCCGUGGCGGAGGACCCACCUGCGGGCAGCCCAGAAGCGAGCCAGGCCUCCCUGCCGCCUGGCACGGCCAUGACGCCCAUCUCGCGCACUGUCUGCCUAUACCGGCCUGCGGGCACCUUUGCUGACUCGCAGCCCCUAGUCCUGCUGCUGCCCUGGUUUGGCGCCCGGCCCGGUGCCCUGGCCAAGUACCUCUCCCUCUACCUGGGCCGCGGCUGGGCUGUGCUGGUGGCCGAGAGCAGCCUGGGACAUUUCCUGUGGCCACGGUGGGGCCUGGCGUACGCGGAGCAGCUCCUGGGGCUCCUGGGGGAGGGCAAGGCCCUGGGCACCCAGCCCCUCCUCAUCCACGCCUUCUCCAUCGGAGGGUACACCUUUGCCCAGAUGAUGGUGCACCUCGCCAGACACCCCGAGCGGCACGCCGGCAUCGGAGAGCGCAUCUGCGGCUGCGUCUACGACAGCCUGGUCGCAGGGAGCCUGGAGAAUAUGGCUCAGGGUGUGGCCAGGAUGACCAGCUCCUCGGCGGCCGUCCGGCCUCUCCUCCGCGGAGGCGCCCUGCUGUACUUCCGCCUCUUCCGCCCGUGCACCGUGGCACACUACGAGGCUGCCCUGGGCGCCUUCCACCACCCGCCCCUCCGCUGCCCCGUGCUGGUCUUCUUCUGCCACAACGACCCGCUGAGCGACGCCCGCACCAUGCAGCAGCUGCUGGGUGCCUGGCGGGCGCUGGGCCUCCGCGUCCAAGUGCAGGAGUGGCCAGUUUCUCGUCACGCACAACACCUCCGCCUCUACCCCCAGGAAUACGCCUGGGCCCUGGGCACUUUCCUGCAACAGCUGGGCCUCCUGCCCGCCUCCGGACUCCAGGCGAAACUUUAGCGGGCAAGAAGGAACCAGAAAUGAACGCUCAACAGAGGAGGAAGACAUCGCCGCUGCCAUCCCUGCGGCGGUCAUGGAGGCGGAAGGCCCGUUUGCCAGAGCCGCUCCAGGAGGUUGAAACCGGGAGGGUGGCUGGACUUGGGGGUCCCAAUGGAGCAACCCUCCCC
Molecule: messenger RNA, 1779 nt
Organism: Podarcis raffonei (Aeolian wall lizard)
Lineage: Eukaryota; Metazoa; Chordata; Lepidosauria; Squamata; Lacertidae
Exons: 4
Coding region: 698-1612 (304 amino acids)
Molecular function (GO): serine hydrolase activity
Source: RefSeq, a predicted model, not a curated record